UUCUUUAACAGGAAGUUUCUCGAGAUCUGCAGGAUUUCCCCUCUCGAUCAUUAAUCAGCGAGAACGCGAGUGGUUCGUUACGUUGCCGCGUCCCAGAUGAGAUUCUAUUAUGUUUAUCGAUGCACGGUUACUCGCGAGUAAUUAUCUCGGCGGGUAGGCAAUGUUGAUUUCUAUUCCCAGAAAGAUAAAAUUCUAUUUGUUCGAGUAACAGCUGAAUUCGAAGCGUCGCAGCUAUUACCUUGAGCUCCUUCGACGAAGCGCAUAGUUUCAUUCGAAAAUGAUUGCUGGUUGUUUUAUCUCAUGGGACUUUUGUGAGGAGUUACUUCGAAGAUGUGUUAUUACACUUGCGUGGGUGGACAUCUUUAUUUUCAACAAUAAUAUCAAUUUCAAUUAGCCUGUUUUUAAAAAUAAUUUCAACUUCGACGUCUCCACUUUCAGAAAUACCUUCGUCUCAAGGCAUUCUAAGAUCGAGAACGAUCGUCGACCAUCGGUCUUAAUUCUAAUGUACCGUAUUCGAAGAAUGAGCACAGCUUCGGUGCUUAAUUACAUAAAUGAGCUCUCAUCAAACACAAUUCCUUAGCAGAAAGCUAAGCGAAUGUCAGAGAAACGUGAGAAACAUAAUCUUGCGACACGUCACCGCCUUCCGCCGUUUCUAAGAGAGGCGGGGCACGGAAGGAUGAAAUUAGUCUAACGAAGCUCUGCCUUUGCAUGACGCGAACCGAGAAGAACGCAUUAUUGGGUUAAGGACGUCACACGUCUUUCGUUUAUUUCGUUAUUACGAAAGAAUUUCCAUGGAAAUUGUAUCUUGGCUCCACGUUGCUGCAUAUUAUCGCUGUAUAUAGGCUGCUUCUAUUAUUUUCUCAUUUCGUUUCCACAUUCCGUAACGAAUCGCGUGUAGAGGUAUGAGCAAUCGCUGUGAGAUCAAUUUAAAAAAAAAAAAAAAAAAAGAAAAUCGAAUACAAUUGGUCAUCUUCAAGAAAACGCUGACAAUUUUAGAUCUAUAGAAAAGACGUGAAACGAAGUUGCAUACUUUGAAGAAUUAGUUAAUUAGUCAACGUUAGACAGCGUUGGUCGUGCAGUAUAAAAUUUUUGUCGAAUGACUAACGCUGUUUGAGAUUUCCAGUCCACUUACAGUCUUCGUGAUUAUAUAACACAAGGUACUAACAGUUUCUCUUAUAAUUGAUUUCACGUUAUCUCAAAGUGUGCAACUCCUUCGCUCGAUUUCCAUGUUUCAAAUUCCAUCUGUUUCAAAUUUCAUACAUCCCUGAUGAUACCGACUAAAUAUUUUUUUUUUUUUUUUUGUAAUUUCUGUUUUUCUUUCGUUUUGCAGACGAUGUAUACUGACGGUCUCCUAACACUCCAUUAUGGGAAGCAUCCAGCGACCUUGGCCGCAGAAGUCGGAGCCUGGUACACCGGGGACCGUCACGUGGACGUGACGUUGGCUUGCGACGAUGGUUCCGUCGUCAAGGCCCAUCGCGUAGUUUUGGCAGCAGCUAGUCCUCUAUUGGCUGGUCUCCUUCGUAACCCCGCCCUGGAUCACGUGGUCCACCUGUCGGGGGUCCGAAAAACCCAGCUAACUCACCUGCUGGAAUUUCUCUAUAAUGGAGAAGCACUUAUACCGUCGACGGAACUCACGCCGCUGAGGGAGCUGUUCGAGCUUCUUCAAAUCAAGUCGGAGCUGUUCGAGCCCAACCAACCUCAAACCUCUAGCAAUUCCGACCCCGAGAGAAUACCCACCCCUCAGCCCUCGGAGGGCCAGGAAAGCUCGAGCUACGAGUCGCAAUACGACGGCAGGCAGUCGAACAAUCCCGCGGACUGUUGCUCGGUUCUCAUCAAGACCGAGGGCUGCGAGGAGGAACCGGAAGUGGACGUGGAGGGCAUCGAGGGGGAGGCGCUACUCACGGAGAACAGGGAAAGCAGUAUAGAACCGCCCCGAAGGAGGGAUAGCUCCGAUCCUGUGAACCUCAGUCUAAAUUCUGGGACUUCCACUACCAGCGAAAGUUCCCACGACAUCGUCCCUAGGCAAGAGAAACAACUGCUGGAGAGGCGAGAGUCUCUGGAGGAGGCGGAGGAGAGAAGAAGGCAAUUGGCGGCUCGGCUCGCGCUGAGCUUGGAACCUGGAAAACGGAAACCGGAGGAAAUACCUAUCCCACCUGCGGAGGCGUACGUUGUAACGCCUCAUAGGAAACGAAGGCCAGGCUUUCACAAUGCACCUGCACAGAAUCCGGCUUUCGUACCAUUUAAUCCUGGAUUCGAGACGCCGAGGCGAUUGCAAGCGCCGCAUCCCCUCAGCGUCUCGGCACCACCGUACCUGCAGGACAGGUCGGUGACACCCCCAGGAGCCUCUCACCGUCCCCCCAGCGCGGAUCCAGCGUCGGCAGCCGGCUUGGAGCCACCCUGGGGCUCUUGGGCCCUGCCACCGGCCAGGGCCCCGCCGCCUCCACCGACGGACGAUCCGCCCAAGUCCACCCCCGUUCGCGAGUACCGGUGCAGUUAUUGUGGCAAACAGUUCGGAAUGUCAUGGAACUUGAAAACGCAUCUGCGAGUGCACACGGGCGAGAAACCGUUCGCGUGUAGACUUUGCGUCGCCAUGUUCAAGCAAAAGGCCCACCUGCUGAAGCACCUGUGCUCGGUCCACAGAGGGGUGAUAGCCGCCCCCGACAAUACCUUCACGUGUUGCUUCUGUUCGUUGAGCUUCGAUAGCCUGCAGGAGCUCAUCAGGCAUUUGUCGGGACCGCACAACAACCUGCUGCUCAGCAAGAAUCUGCACGAUUAGCGACAAGAAUUGUUCGUAGAGGCGGUGGAAAAAUUUAUUCAAAUUCUUCGUACCGGUUCUCUGUUUACCGUCUGAACAAAGUAUAACCGGUGUCUACUCGAAACUAACGGUUCGAUGACUUCAACGAUUUCAUAGAAAAAGAGGACUCGUCGUGGGACCCGUUAGCGUUGGACUUAACGUUCGGCGCGGCUGUGUAUGCUAAGCACACCGACGACAGCGUCGAUUGCAUAAUUGCAACGCGAUAAAGUAAUAGGUAGGUUCUUGUUUUGCACCGGAGGAGGGCUCUGGUACG
Messenger RNA from Hylaeus anthracinus, 3068 nucleotides. It is a transcript of the gene ken, whose product is annotated as transcription factor Ken 2. The coding region runs from base 1268 to 2776 and encodes 502 amino acids. The record is from RefSeq and is a predicted model, not a curated record. The transcript is spliced from 6 exons. Lineage: Eukaryota; Metazoa; Arthropoda; Insecta; Hymenoptera; Colletidae. Gene Ontology annotation, cellular component: nucleus. Gene Ontology annotation, molecular function: DNA-binding transcription factor activity; protein binding; RNA polymerase II cis-regulatory region sequence-specific DNA binding. Gene Ontology annotation, biological process: regulation of transcription by RNA polymerase II.